AUGAACGAAAAAAUUGUCAAAUUAUACGAAUGCGAAAAUAUGCUAAAUAGCAAUCGACAAACGAAUUUCAAUACUAUUCGAUGUUCUCCGAUACCAACAGCACCAAUAAUUGAAAAUUACGAUAAUUCAUCUUCUUCCAUCGCAAUGGAACAUAAUCCGCCACCAUACAGUCCGCCACUUCUACAACAUUCAGAAUAUACGAAACCAUUUUUGACAAGAAUUUCAAGAAAUGAGAACGGAAAAUCACGACAAUUACGACGAUAUGAUACAAAUAUGAUGUUUAAAAUUGCAUUAUUUGAAGGAAUAAUUGCAAUUUUUAUGCUAACUGGUGGUAUUUGGUGCUUAUACGAUUCAUUUGCAUAUUGUCCAUACUAUUCCGCCAUUUGGACAUCAAGCGUAUUUGUCGUAAAUGCUUUGGUUGGUAUUGCAGCUGCAAAACGUUGUAUCGUAAAUCUAUUUGUUGCAUAUUUGGUGCUCUCAUUAAUUGCCUUAAUGCUAGGUGCUAUCAGUGCUACAAUCUCCGCUAGGAAUUGGUUUUUGAUCGGUACUUAUCAACAUCCAAAAAUUGAUCGUAAUCAAGCAUUUUGUAUGAUCGGUGAAUAUGAUGCUACUCGAAUGCGAUAUAUUCUGGCACAGAUGAAUCGUUAUGAUUUUAGACAAUGUUUAUUUCAACUUAAAUUAGGUAUUAGCAUCAACAGUAUACAAUUUAUCAUUGCUAUCAUUGAAGCGAUACAAAUAAAUUCAUAUCAUUUAGUAUUAGCUAAUUAG
Messenger RNA from Loa loa (African eye worm), 768 nucleotides. RefSeq lists its product as hypothetical. The coding region runs from base 1 to 768 and encodes 255 amino acids. Gene Ontology annotation, cellular component: membrane. NCBI's taxonomy places the organism in Eukaryota, Metazoa, Nematoda, Chromadorea, Rhabditida, Onchocercidae. The record is from RefSeq and is a predicted model, not a curated record. The transcript is spliced from 5 exons.